Lachancea lanzarotensis is the source of this 288-nucleotide messenger RNA. It is a transcript of the gene SAE3, whose product is annotated as LALA0S05e03950g1_1. Gene Ontology annotation, cellular component: Swi5-Sfr1 complex; Swi5-Swi2 complex. Lineage: Eukaryota; Fungi; Ascomycota; Saccharomycetes; Saccharomycetales; Saccharomycetaceae. The transcript is spliced from 2 exons. The record is from RefSeq and is a predicted model, not a curated record. Gene Ontology annotation, biological process: double-strand break repair via homologous recombination; meiotic DNA recombinase assembly involved in reciprocal meiotic recombination; meiotic joint molecule formation. The coding region runs from base 1 to 288 and encodes 95 amino acids.
AUGAGCUCGUUUGAUCAAGAAUCACGUUCAGCAAAACAUAUAGUAGAUUUAGAACAAUUGGAGCGCUCAAAUGUGUCAUUAUUGGAACAAUUUCGAACACUAGAAGAACUCAACAACAUCAACCAAUCGCCAGACAGAGUGAUCAAGGAACAUAUUUCCUUAUUGAAGAAAUACAAUGAACUACGCGACACAGGCCUGGCUCUUGCCCAGAUGAUUGCAGACGAAAAAAAUUGCAAAAUAAAGGAAGUUUUCGAGGAAAUGAACUACGAAAUGAGUGACAAGCUAUGA